Messenger RNA from Manduca sexta (tobacco hornworm), 3114 nucleotides. Its product is annotated as paired box protein Pax-6. Bases 641 to 2095 code for a protein of 484 amino acids. Lineage: Eukaryota; Metazoa; Arthropoda; Insecta; Lepidoptera; Sphingidae. Gene Ontology annotation, molecular function: DNA-binding transcription factor activity, RNA polymerase II-specific; RNA polymerase II cis-regulatory region sequence-specific DNA binding. The record is from RefSeq and is a predicted model, not a curated record. Gene Ontology annotation, biological process: regulation of transcription by RNA polymerase II; anatomical structure development. The transcript has 10 exons.
GAAAGUCAAUUUAUAUUCUAGGCGUAGACAUAAAAUUCUAAACGCAAACUAUGACGUCUGUAAACCGAUAGACGUACAAUAUCGACAUAAAUUAAACACAUCAUUAACAUAACCAACCCUUAUUUCACGAAAUAAUUUUAUUAUAAUAGAUAAUUUAAAACUGGCCGCGCUCCCCACCACCAAUUAAAUGAGGAAUGGGCGGGGCGAAUUAACGCAACACAAAAAGCUAGACGUCUCUGUCACACAAAUGAGCAGUCUAAGCGCAGUAAGCGGCUUACAAUGGGUGUUGACACUCUGGCAUCGCCGUCUCACUCUCGCCUGGCACUGGCACUCGCCCUUCAUAGUUAUAAAGGUAUAGUGGCACGGUAGAGUUCCACGUGAGCUUGUAUUUUGUAAUCAGUGAAGUGGCGCCUCUAUUCAGUGCGCGAUGUAUGCCCGUUCGACAGUUUGACGUUUCGUUUGGCGGGAAACUCGGGUGGCGUGUAACAGGCAAAAGAAACUAAAACGUACAGCCUUUGAACUGUUAGUGAUGUUGAUGGCGAUCAGUUGAAGAUUGUUUUAGUUAUUGCUUUGCAAUAACUUGGAUUUUUUUAGGGUGUAAUUUAAGGUCGUCACAAUAGAAGAAUACGGCGUGUACACGAUGCUGCCGGCGCAGCAGCUGGCGCCUAUCAGCCCAUGGCCGCCAGACGGCAACCUCCUCGACCGCAUGGACGACCUCGCGCACAAAGGUCACAGCGGUGUUAACCAGCUCGGCGGCGUGUUUGUAGGAGGGCGACCGCUGCCGGACUCCACGCGGCAGAAGAUCGUCGAGCUGGCACACUCCGGCGCGCGGCCCUGCGACAUCAGCCGCAUCCUGCAGGUCUCCAACGGAUGCGUCUCCAAGAUACUUGGCAGGUACUACGAGACAGGGUCAAUAAGGCCCCGGGCGAUCGGCGGGUCCAAGCCUCGAGUGGCGACGGCGGAGGUGGUCAGCAAGAUAGCCCAGUACAAGCGCGAGUGCCCUUCGAUCUUCGCGUGGGAGAUCAGAGAUCGUCUCCUCAGCGAGGGUGUUUGCACCUCCGACAACAUUCCCAGUGUGUCUUCAAUCAACCGUGUGCUGCGCAACCUCGCAGCGCAGAAGGAGAAGUCGAGCAACCAGCAGCCGCCUUCAGACUGCUCCACGCCGGUGUACGAGCGGCUGCGACUCCUCGGGACGCCUGGCUCCGCCCCCUCCUGGCCCCGAGCUCCGUGGCCCACGCAGAUCGACACACGGACCCCUCCGUAUCAGCUACACAGCCUUAGUCCGGGCCCGCAAGCCAUCGGCUGUAAUGGCGAUAUGUCUGUAAUGAAGAAAACCGACGAGCCUCUAGAGGGACUGGAAGGACUGCACUCAGACGAGACCGGGUCAGGCGACAACUCCAACGCGGGCUCCAGCGGCGCUGACGACGACGCCGCACGACUCCGGCUCAAACGCAAACUUCAGAGGAACCGCACCAGCUUCACCAACGAACAGAUUGACAGUCUUGAGAGAGAAUUCGAAAGGACACAUUACCCAGACGUGUUUGCUCGCGAACGACUCGCAGCUAAGAUAGGACUACCAGAGGCUAGAAUACAGGUGUGGUUCUCGAAUCGGCGCGCGAAGUGGCGGCGCGAGGAGAAGAUCCGCUCGCAGCGCCGCAGCCCCGAGUGCGGCUACGCGCCGCCCGCGCCGCACGCCGCGCACCCCGCGCACCCCGCACACCCCGCGCCCGCGCCGCUCGCCGCGCAGGCGCACGCCGCGCACCCCGCGCACUCCGCGCACCAGCCCUACCAGCCGCCGCUCAAUGUUGAUACUUAUAGCCCCCUGACACCAAUGGGAUACGGAGGUGGCAUGGUCACAGAGCCGCCGGUAUGCGAGGGCACGGAUUCAGAGCUGUGCAAAGGGGGAUUCUUGGGCUACCCUCGCUACGAACUAGGGUACAGACAACCAACACAUCCGUACGUCAACCACCAUGGAUACCAGCACGAACCAUCCUCUCCACCACCAGAACUUGGCGGUCUACUCGGCGCAGGCGUGUCCGUGCCCUUGGCAGUGCCAGGACAGGACUCUCAGCAGUAUUGGUCUCGCCUCCAGUGACCCUGGUGGAACUAGCCUCUCACGUUCAAUUUCAACCCGCUGUCUAUUACACUACAAAUUAAUAAUUUAUUCUCAACUGUCCAAAUAGUAGCAAAAAGUAUUAGUCGUCUGUUUGUAGACUUUAGAUUAUUUUAUAAAACUUGUAAGGACUGCGGCGUAAUGAAAUACGUAUAUUGUGCUGAUCAAUCUUAGUGUUAACGUUUUUUUAACCAUUAUUUUCGCCUAGAUUUUUUGGUGCUUAGAUGAUCAAGUGUCGAGAAAUAACUAUGACUGUAUCUUUACUUACGUUGUCAGCUAGUGAAACGUUGGAUUAAACAUUGGUAAUGAUACCAAUAGUACCAAAUAUUUUUGGGUAAUGUGGGUGUUGACCCCCCACGAUCGCACUCAAAUUCACACCUGGAGAACAAUGGGUAGCUCCAUUGUAAAUACGUAUAGUAUAAAGAAUCAACAUAUCCGUUAGUUGCCACAAAUCACGACUACGAGCACAAAAAUAGGCUCAAAUUGUAUUUAAAUAGUCUAGGAUAUUUCAUUAACAAAAAUCUUAGAUUUUUCUACCAAAAUAGCAAGAUGCAUAUAAUGUAUCAUCUCAACGGUGUAAUCUAAGUGUUAAAGCAUUCAUAAAAGUAGUUUUAAGACUGUAUAUUGUUGUAAAUGCCAAGAAAACUUUUUAAAUUAAUGCGAAUUCGUUGUUGUGUAAGUAAUUAGCUAUAAAAAUAAAUAAGUGCAUAAUGAUGAAAUGUAUGUUUGAGGUAGGACAUGCAUAAAAAUAAGAUCAAAUGCAAGUCAAAAGUGGUUUUCGUAAGAAUAUAUUUUGUCUUAUUGUAAAAUAUUCACAACCAAAAUUAGUCCCAUGUAGAUGGCAUCAGUGACAUAGCUGUUAUGAUUGAAGUAUUCACAUGAAUAUAAAACAAAUUUGUUUUCAUGACAACAUAAAGGCAAAAUUUAACAUAAAUCGAUAAUCUUAACUAUAGUGCAAUCGAUUUAUCUAAACGUAGAUAUAAUUGCGCAAAGUAUUCCAU